GAGGUGAAUGCACAAACCACGGUCGUCUAAGAAACAUGAGAUAGAAGGUGUCCAAAGAAGCAAGUCUGCAACAUGAGGUCCGCACCAAGUCCGAUCGGAGCCGUCCGUGCGCCAUGCCCCACCCCUGCAACCCCCUACAGGAUAGAGCGGCGAAUGGGAUCGUCCACAGCCAAGUCUCGCGAGAGGAUGUCUCGCAGCCAGCGAGAGUUGAGCUCGGUGGAGAUCAUGGCUAUCAGCGAGAGGGAAACUUUCGAUGGUUUAGUCGAUAUCAGUGGGAAGCAAAUUCACGUGGAAAGACAACAGAAUAAGCGAAAGGGACAAAACAGCAAAGGAACUUUACUCGUACUGAAGUUACCCGCCGUUACCAUGGUGUCAGACGACAAUUCGAAGCCUCUCAUGAUGGCAAAGAAUGAGGAAAAAGAGCGGUCAUCUUUGCCGUACGUUCGUCACACUGAGAUCAAAGGGACUGUCGCUCCACCAAAAGUUUCUAAACCAAUUCAAACUUUCAUUCUACCCGAUUUGGAAAACAGUAAGGAGAAAAAUGACAUGGCGCAGAUGGGACUCUUCGGCGACGGCAAACUAAAACGAGCAGGAAUUUCUGAUCACACAGAAGCAGAUCGCAGGAAAGCCCAGCCUGUUGGGAAAAUAAGGCUGUGGAAGGAAGUGAAAAAGAAGGAUGAGACGCAACAACAGACAACAGAGAAAAAGCCCGGGAAGCGAUCAAAGCGCGAGCAAAAAUGGGAGUGGUCUCCUAGGGGGAAGGUUUUUCCUGAGAUCCAACGCUCCGUAACGGUUGAAAUGAACGGACGGUUAAGCAGAAUCAAUAUGGAGGAAACCUUGCCUCAAUUGGACGCUAAGACAGGUAACAGGACGGACAAAUCACAACUCAGCCCUGAGAGUUCUUUCGACUCCGGAUCCGUGACGAACAAGUCCAGGAAAAGUUCAACAAAGUCGCAAAGAGAGGACAGAGAGGCAAAGGGUAGUGGCAACAGCGGCGGCAGCAGUCCUAGAGUUGUGCUUCCUGAGAUACCGCCUAAACUCGCCAGGGAGAAAACGCACGAAAUCGAGCGAAAAACGAAGAAACACCGAAGAAAACCGAGUGUAGACGACGCCAGUAGCGCCCAUAGCGUCGUCCUUAGGACCAGCAGUGAUAACGGACUUACUGUCGACGCUAAACACAUCAUGCCCUUGCCCAAGGUCACGGUUCCACAGACAAAGAUGGCGUCGCAGGGAGAACGAAAAUCGUCUGACAAAGCAACGGAAUACGAAGAGCCGGCCUACAUCGCCAAACUAAAAAGGCGCGAGAAAAGGCGAAGGGAACUGUACGACCUGCUCAGAUACUUGCCGCCUCUUUCCAAGGUCAGCCGAACGUACGCGGUCAAUGUCAUCUCACUUGGAAUAGACAAGGACGACAAAACAGAGGCUGAAGGUGAAGGGUCAGAGGUCAGCAGUUCUCCAGGGGACUCACCUAGGUUUCCGCCGUGUACCUGCUCACACCGUACCGUGGCUCAUCCCGGCAUUAAGGUUUCAAAAAGCGUUUCUCCCAGAAGUCCUUACCUAAGCAAGAUGGCGGGCGACAUUGACGAGGACAAAAUGGCGGAUCGCCUGAAAACGCGUCAGACGGUGUCAGAGAGAGCAUCCAAGCGCACAAGAGAAGAGGAAUUGUCGAAACGAACUGCAUUAGGGAUGUUCAGAACCAUCCAACUGUUUGAGAACAGGAAACGGGGCCCAGUUGACAAGCGAUACAAAAACAUUUACCGACUAGACCCCAGGUAUCUGAACAAACGGGCGUCAAGAGAAAAGGGUGGCUAAAA
Molecule: messenger RNA, 1814 nt
Organism: Branchiostoma floridae (Florida lancelet)
Lineage: Eukaryota; Metazoa; Chordata; Leptocardii; Amphioxiformes; Branchiostomatidae
Exons: 2
Coding region: 73-1812 (579 amino acids)
Source: RefSeq, a predicted model, not a curated record